Molecule: messenger RNA, 4597 nt
Organism: Xyrauchen texanus (razorback sucker)
Lineage: Eukaryota; Metazoa; Chordata; Actinopteri; Cypriniformes; Catostomidae
Product: solute carrier family 2, facilitated glucose transporter member 1-like
Exons: 10
Coding region: 28-1596 (522 amino acids)
Biological process (GO): response to insulin; monosaccharide transmembrane transport
Cellular component (GO): basolateral plasma membrane; apical plasma membrane
Molecular function (GO): hexose transmembrane transporter activity
Source: RefSeq, a predicted model, not a curated record
CAGGGGAAGCAGGUGACGUGUUGCCUCAUGUUCUGCGUGUCCACGGCUGUGAUUGGCUCACUGCAGUUUGGCUACAACACAGGAGUCAUCAAUGCACCUGAUAAAAAAGUGAAGGACUUCUUUCGAAAUGUGACUCUGGUGCGCACUGGAGAGCCCAUGCACGCUUCCACUGUUACGACUCUGUGGAGUGUUGCUGUUUCUAUUUUCAGUGUGGGGGGAAUGAUCGGGUCUCUCUGUGUUGGAGUUCUGGUAAACAAGCUUGGGAGACGGAAGUCCAUGCUGCUGUCCAACAUCCUGGCUCUGAUUGGUGGAGGGUUGAUGGGUUUAUCCAACGUCUGCAACUCCCAUGAGAUGAUGAUAUUUGGUCGUCUGGUGAUUGGUGUGUUCUGUGGCCUGUGUACGGGUCUGACACCCAUGUAUGUGGGCGAAAUUGCUCCAACAGCACUGCGAGGAGCUUUUGGUACCCUACACCAGCUUGGGGUGGUCAUCGGCAUCUUGGUUGCACAGAUCUUUGGUUUGGAGUCAUUGCUGGGGUCUCAGGAUUUGUGGCCAAUAUUGCUGUCUUUGACUGUCCUGCCUGCAGUGCUACAGAGUGUUAUGCUGAUUUUCUGUCCAGAGAGCCCUCGCUACCUGCUUAUGAAUUUGAACCAGGAGGAGGAGGCGCGCCAAGUGCUGACACGUCUUUGUGGGCAUUCAGAUGUGGAGGAUGACAUUCGUGAGAUGAAGGAAGAGGCCAUGAAAAUGGCCAUGGAGAAGAAGGUGUCUAUUCCAGAACUGUUCCGUAACCACACCUACCGACAACCCAUUAUUAUAGCCAUAAUCCUGCAGCUGUCCCAACAACUGUCCGGCAUCAAUGCUGUAUUUUAUUAUUCAACAGAGAUUUUCCGAAGUGCAGGCAUCACUGGGCCUGUCUAUGCCACGAUUGGGGCAGGUGCAGUCAACACUGUCUUCACUGUAGUUUCUCUCUUCCUGGUGGAGCGGGCAGGGAGAAGAACUCUUCAUAUGAUUGGACUGGCUGGAAUGGCUUCCUGCGCUCUGCUCAUGACCAUUUCUCUUAAACUGGUGAAACCUGAAAGAACAGUAAUGGAAGAUGGUUCUGGACUGCUUCAGAACAGCACUGAUGUCUUAACAUCUGAAGGGCAGGGAACUUCAGCUAUCAGCAUUUUAGCCAUUGCAGCAGUGUUUGGAUUUGUGGCUAGUUUUGAGAUGGGACCUGGACCAAUCCCAUGGUUCAUAGUGGCAGAGUUAUUUGCUCAGGGUCCCCGUCCUGCAGCCAUUGCUGUGGCGGGAUGCUCCAACUGGACCGCCAACUUUCUUGUUGGACUGCUUUUUCCACUACUACUGGAACUGUGUGGUCCGUACGUGUUUAUCAUAUUCUUUAUCCUCCUCAUCUUCUUCUUCAUAUUUACAUACUUCCGGGUUCCUGAGACCAAGGGCCGCACCUUUGAAGACAUUGCCAGUGGAUUUGCCAGUGCUACAGGCUCUAAUGCUGCAAGCUACUCUUCUCCGGAUGGUACAGUCCAUCUGCCAGUAUCCCCAUCAUCAGAGAAGUUUCAGAUGACUGAGUUACCUGGACAGAUAGAGAAAACCCCUUAACCUAUACACAAUAUAAACCUGAUCUACUGUACAGCAGAGUGUAGAGAACAGAGGCAGCUAACUAUUUGUUAAAAAAAUUAUAAUAAUCCUGCAGCAGGGACAUUGUGUAAAGUAUGUAAUAAUCAUAUCAGGCAGAUCAUGUAGAUUCCCUUUGCAUACAAUUACCUCAUGGAGUAUACAAAAAAUAUAUGUGGAUGUGCAAAUUUUAUCUCGUUACCGAUUUGUCUGUAUGUUGUUUGUAUUUGUCACACAUGAGUGUUUUAUUGGUAAAUUACAUUUUACAUGACUAAUUAUAACAGCCGUAAAUAGUCGUUUUACUGUAAUAAUAGCAUUUCUGUUGUCAAUUAGUAAAUAUCGUCAAAAAUUUGCAGACAUUUUGCCUACCUGAGAAACAAACCUCAACAUGCAGGCCUAUCCAUCUCACCGAGAAGAAGGAAAGCAGCAAUAUCCAUUCUUAAAUGUGCAACAAUAUUUCCUGAUACAUAAAAUUAUUUAUUUUUUUUAUUUCAUGUGCAAGCAGCAUUUGGUUCUUCUAGGUAAAAAUAUGUUGUGGGUAUUUUCUUGUUUAGGUUGAGGUUGAGGGGUGUGUUUGAACAUUGUCAAGUAAAGAUGAGUGUGCACAAUCUGAAAAGUUUGGGAACCUGAUGUAGAUGUUAUAAACAUCAAACUGGGAUACAGAUAUUCAUUAUAGUAUUACAUAAUAUUGUACUGUACAAUAUAUUAUCCUGCAGCAUAAACCUUAAAUGACAGUAACAUAAAGUCUCUUUUAUCACACAUGUAACAAGUAUUCAUGGCUGUCAAUUCAGGCAUGGCUUUGAGCCAAGUAACUACAUGUAUUCACAGCCUUUGCUCAAUAAUUUGUUGAAGCACCUUUGGCACCAAUUACAGCCUCAAGUCUUUUUGUGUAUGAUGCUAAAAGCUUGGCACAACUAUUUUUGGGCAGUUUCUCCCAUUAUUCUUUUCAGGACCUCUCAAGCUCCAUCAGGUAGGAUGGGGAGCGUCGGUGCACAGCCAUUUUCAGAUCUCUCCAGAGAUGUUCAAUCAGGUUCAAGUCUGGGCUCUGGCUGGGCCACUCAAGGACAUAUUAACAGAGUUGUCCCAUAGCCACUCCUUUGUCAUCUUGGCUGUGUGCUUAGGGUCAUUUUCCUGUUGGAAGAUGAACCUUUGCCCCAGUCUGAGGUCCAGAGCGCUCUGGAGCAGGUUUUCAUCAAGGAUGUCAUUUUACAUUGCUGCAUUCAUCUUUCCCUCUAUCCUGACUAGUCUCCCAGUUCCUGCCGCUGAAAAAACAUCCCCACAGCAUGAUGCUGCCACCACCAUGCUUCACUUUAGGUAUGGUAUUGGCCAGGUGAUGAGCGGUGCUUGGUUUUCUCCAUACAUGACGCUGGCCAUUCAGGCCAAUCUUUGUUUCAUCAGACCAGAGAAUUGUGUUCCUAAUGCUCAGAGUACUUCAGGUGCCUUUUGGCAAACUCCAGGCGGGCCGUCAUUUGCCUUUUACUGAGGAGUGGCUUCUGUCUGGCCACUCUAUCAUACAGGCCUGAUUGGUGGAGUGCUGCAGAGAUGGUUGUUCUUCUGGAAGGUUCUCCUCUCUCCACAGAGAAACACUGGAGCUCUGUCAGAGUGACCAUCGGGUUCUUGGUCACCUCGCUGACUCGUUUGAUCGGGUGGCCAGCUCUAAGAAGAGUCCUGGUGGUUCCAAACUUCUUACAUUUACAGAUGAUGGAGGCCACUGUGCUCAUUGGGACCUUCAAUGCUGCAGAAAUGUGUCUGUACCCUUCCCCAGAUCUGUGCUUCGAUACAAUCCUGUCUCUGAGGUCCACAGACAAUUCCUUGGACUUCAUGGCUUGGUUUGUGCUCUGACAUGCACUGUUAACUGUGGGACCUUAUAUAGACAGGUGUGUGCCUUUCCAAAACAUGUCCAAUCAACUGAAUUUACUAAAGGUGGACUCCAAGUUGUAGAAAAAUCUCAAGGAUGAUCAGUGGAAACAGGAUGCACCUGAGCUCAAUUUUGAGUGUCAUGGCAAAGUCUGUGAAUAAUUAUGUACAUGCAAUUUGUUUGUUUUUUAUUUGUAAUAAAUUUUGCAAAGAUUUCAAACAAACUUCUUUCACAUUGUCAAAUAUUGUUUGUAGAAUUUUGAGGAAAAUAUUUAAUUGAAUCCAUUUUGUAAUAAGGCUGUAACAUAACAAAAUGUGGAAAAAGUGAAGCGCUGUGAAUACUUUCUGGAUGCACUGUAUAGAUAUAGAUAUAUUUAUUACACAUUAAUGUUGGUUACAGAGGCCUUCUAACAAUUUGCUGAAUGUUUUAUUAAAUAUAGAAGUGUGCGUUGUCAAAUUAGUUUAGUUGUUAAAUAACUGAUGUAUAGAGAGCACUUGAUCUUAGUUAUGAGGAACUCAUCAAAAAACAGUUUAUAUCAGUUAACACUGGUUCCAAAUGUCCUUCUGAAGUUAUGAAGUAUCUAUUUAUUCGUUUCUUAAGUAUUUCUCAUGACAGUUACUCAAUAUCACUGAAUGGACUCUACUGAUACAGGAUCACAUGAAUUUCAAUCAUGAAAGCCCAGCGAUCACAAGCAGACAUUUAUUGUGUAACGUGAAAUACGUGUGCAUCCUAAAUUAUGGGCUAUUUGGUUCUAAAUAAUUCACAUAUUAUGUUUUUGGUGUGUUUAAGAACAUCACUGUUUACGAAUAGCUAUGUACAUAUUGUAAAUAUAUUGUUUUGUUUAUGUUUUUUAAAACUGCAUUUUGUUAAAGUCUGGCUGAUUGAGCUGCUUUUUACCAAGUGUGCACCAAAGAUGGUUUCCUGAUUUUAUGUUAGAAAUAUGCAUUAUAUUUAUAUAUUCUCUUAUAUGUAUAGCUUUUAUAAUGCCCAUUUAUGAAGCCUUUUUAGCUUCUGCUUUAUAAAAAAAAGUCCUAAAUAUAUCAGUAUACUGUAAUAAUGCCAUGAGCUCAUAUUCAUUUUGUGUAAUGGAGUGAGUUCAAAUGAAACUGUAAAAUAAAAACACAUACU